UAUGCUACUGCAGUUAGUGAAAUAUGGCUCUUUUCUACCAUGGGCUUAGCCAAGCAGAACUUGCACUAUGGCACAUGUCCUGGGCAUUGCUCUUGCUAAGUUUGUCAUCCGGCCCAGAUCACCCUGAAUCCCUGAUGUUGCAGCAACCUUUAUAAAUGUUGCAAUGAUGUACCAAGACAUUGGAAAGAUGAACACAGCUCUGCGUUAUCUGCAAGAAGCUUUGAAAAAGAAUGAAAGGCUUCUAGGCGAGGAACACAUCCAAACUGCUGUAUGCUAUCAUGCUCUAGCCAUUGCAUUCAAUUGUAUGGGUGCCUUCAAGCUUUCUCACCAGCAUGAGAAGAAAACUUAUGAUAUACUUGUCAAACAACUUGGUGAGGAGGAUUCAAGGACACGUGACUCUCAAAACUGUAUGAAGACAUUUAAGAUGCAUGAGCUACAGUUAAAUUCAUGGCGUCUCUGAGUGGUUGGAAGUUGGACGAUUUUUAUAUGUUCUUAAAUGGAUCUUUUGUUUCUCCUCUCCUCUCCCAACAUCUUUUAGGUUUCUGAAUUUUGUGAAUAUUCUUUUGACAGACGAAUGCACAAAAGCAAAAAGGCCAAGCUUUUGAUGCAGCUUCUGCUCAAAAAGCAAUUGAUAUUUUGAAGGUGCUUUUGAGCUCUCCUUUUUGCUGGUUUUGUUUUGUAAGGACAAUUUCUACACAAUCAUACAUGAAAGGGAAGACCAUCCUCAUAUCUCAUAACAGUUUCUGCUUGAUUGAGAAAAUGCUUCCUAUACUAAUGCUUUUGUCGUUUUUUUGCCUGACCUGUUGCUCAUUCUCUAUGGUGUAUACGACCCCUGUAUGUCUAUCUGGUGUAAUCUCUAAUGUCAUUAGAUUUCUCAUUGAUUAUUUGACAUUCCAUGACAAGCCCAUCCUGACUUAAUACAUGCAUUCCAAGCUGCCGCCGCAAGUGGAGGGUCUGGGAGUUCAGGCGCUUCUGUCAACAAAUCCCUUAAUGCUGCAAUAACUGGUGAGAGUACUCUUCCCCGAUCGAGGGAGGGGAGUUGAUGAAAGAGCUGCUCGUGCAGCUGCUGAAGUCAGAAAGAAAGCCGUAGCAAGGGGCCUCUUGAUUAGUACACACGGUGUUCCAGUACAAGCUUUGCCACCACUCACACAGCUCCUCAACAUUAUCAAUCCUGGUAUGACAGGUGGACUCUGGGGAAACCAAUGGAGUGAACAGUGAAGCUAAUGGCCAUCCUUCAAAUGGCCCAGUAGAUUCCAAAAACGAGCAAUUGACGUCAGGGCAAGAAGAUCAGACUCCAGUUGGAUUGCGCAUGGGCUUAACAUCACAUGCAGGAUGCCAAGAAACAGAAAGCAAAAGCCAAAGUUGCUGCUUGAUAUGUUGCACAGCUGAGAUUAUGUUUACUGUCAAGAAAGCCCUGUAUUUGUUUGUUUUAACCAAUAAUCAGGCUCAUAGAGAGCAUGGUGGCAAAGUUCUUGCAAACAUAUUAAUCUAUUUUCCAGGCGCCAACGGAUGAAUGAAAGUGAUGUUGAGCAAAAA
Alnus glutinosa is the source of this 1536-nucleotide messenger RNA. RefSeq names its product clustered mitochondria protein-like. Lineage: Eukaryota; Viridiplantae; Streptophyta; Magnoliopsida; Fagales; Betulaceae. Gene Ontology annotation, cellular component: cytoplasm. The transcript is spliced from 2 exons. The record is from RefSeq and is a predicted model, not a curated record. Gene Ontology annotation, molecular function: protein binding. Bases 164 to 460 code for a protein of 98 amino acids. Gene Ontology annotation, biological process: organelle organization.